Messenger RNA from Lytechinus variegatus (green sea urchin), 1288 nucleotides. RefSeq names its product galactosylceramide sulfotransferase-like. Gene Ontology annotation, biological process: glycolipid biosynthetic process. The transcript has 2 exons. The record is from RefSeq and is a predicted model, not a curated record. Gene Ontology annotation, molecular function: galactosylceramide sulfotransferase activity. NCBI's taxonomy places the organism in Eukaryota, Metazoa, Echinodermata, Echinoidea, Temnopleuroida, Toxopneustidae. Bases 1 to 1227 code for a protein of 408 amino acids. Gene Ontology annotation, cellular component: membrane.
AUGAGUACUGGUGGUCUUUCUUCAAAUAGACUGGCCUUGGCGAAAUCGGUAUCGCUCUUGAUGUGCUUGACUGUUACAUUGAUUUGCAUGCACCUUGAUAGCCAGCUUGGGGGUGAUUUGAUGAUGCGUCGUUCCGCCAGAUCGACAAACAAUUCGUGGCGCCUUCGCAGCGAACCGGUUCCGGCUUUCUACUCGACAUGCAUACCAAAGUGGCGAGUUGUGUUUAUCAAGACUCACAAAACCGGUUCGACGACUACCGCAUCGCUUCUGGAAAGAUUCGGCUACAGACGGAACCUUAGCUUCGCUAUGGAUAAAAGCCUUCAUUACUUCUCUCGAAUGGAACUAUUUGAUCAUACCAUGGUUUUCAAGGUUCCUCGUAGAAAACGUAAGGACUAUGACUUCCUGGUGAACCACGCGCGGCUCAAUAAGAAAGAAAUGGAUAUUGCGGUCCCGAACGCCAAGUACAUAUCCAUCAUUCGAAAUCCGGUUAACCAACUCGAAUCUGCAUUCGGAUACUUCGAAAUGGCAAAACAACUCGGGAUCCGAACUAAGCAGCCAUUCGUCAGCUUUAUCAUGGAUCCCAUGAAGUAUCUGCCCCGAAAACCGAAUUUGCGUUUUGCACUGAAAAACGGACAGCUAUUCGAUUUCGGCCUGGAGCAUAAAUACCACGGGAACAUGACGAUGGUCAAGGACAAAAUUGACCAGUUGGCAAAUGAAAUGCAUCUUGUGAUGCUAAGCGAGUACUAUGACGAGUCUAUGAUUCUUCUCAAGAAGUUGAUGUGUUGGGAUUUUGAAGAUGUCCUUUACAUCAAGCUUGGGGUUCGGAGCAAGUCACAUCGUUAUUCCAUCGAUAGAACGAUCGAAGAGAAAAUUAAGAAAUGGAAUGCCGGCGAUGUGAUGCUUUACGAUACUUUCAAUCGCACUUUCUGGGAGAAGGUUCGAGCGUACGGUCCGUCAUUUUCCGACGAUCUCGCCCAUCUACGGGCCAUGUUACGGAACGUGACUGAUAAUUGCACAGACCCUGAUAAGAGGAACUUAAAGGAUAAAAGAGUAGAAGAAUACAUGCUGAAAUCAAACUCGUCAAAAUACUGUGAAGAUCUACUACGUAACGACGUUCAGUAUACGACGCUCUUACGAAGUGAGAUGGUUAAACGAGCCAAGACUGAAAAUCGGAACAGUUUUAUUUCUUUUGGAUGGGGAUAUAAAAUAGCUUCAUAUCAUUUUUGAUACCUAACAGUAGACCCUAUUAAUAGCAACCACAGUGGAUGGCGUUGAUUUUUAUUGCUAC